GAUAACUAUAUAUUAUAGGGUGUACUAUCUUAUAUGGAGGAAAUGUAGGAGUUAUUUAUACGGGUCAAUUGAUACAUGGAUGAAAGAAUUAAAUGAGAUAUUAUCUCUUAAUUCCUUUUAGGAUAAAGGAACUAAAUAAAGAAGGCACCUUUUCUGCUCUUUCGCGGGAUUUUUCUCUUCUUUGGAGAUGGAAAAGGUGUAGCCAUUAGUCUCCAACUAUUUGUUUUUCUUACAAAGUUGAAACUUUUAUCAAGGUACUAUUAUUAUGGACUAUCUAAUACUGAUUAUAUCAUUUGCAUUUUUAUGGCUAUUCAUGGUCAUUCGCUAAGAAGACGAUACAAAAAUGCCGCUGAGGAAAUUCAAAAGAAUCAAUGUCCAGAACUUUUUAAUGUCGUGACUAUGGGAUUUUCUAUUGAUGAAGAGGACGAUGCUAUUGCUAGCCAUAGACCAAAUGCGGCUACUGGAGAACCUGAAAAUACUACUGGACCUACUGCAUUUACCGGAGCAUCUGACAAUGAAAAUGCUGGAGCAUUUGAAGCUGGAUCCCAACAAGCCAACACACAAGGUGAGUAUACUAGAUCAUCUAAUGUCGACGAAAAGGAGAAAUGCAAGAAAAGAAAAAGAAUAGCGGAGAAUGAUAAUGAGACAUUUCGUAAAGGUAUGAUGGAGGUUAUAUGAAGUUUUACUGAAAGUCAUGAAAAACGAAUGAGUGCCUUAAUUGAAAAGAUUGGGGAUCGUGACCAAUCCAAUCUUCGUGGUCAAAUUUAUUCCAUCAUUGAAUCUCCCAUAUUUGAGUUGUACUCAACAGAGCAACGCAUCAAAGAAACAAUGGUCCUUUGUGAUGAUGUCAAAAAGAUGGAAUUGUUCAUUCGUAUGGAUGAACUUGAACGUCAGACUAUGAUGUUUAUGAUUAUCAAUGAUAAACUUUAGAGCAUGAUAGACGUGUGUAUAAGUGAUGGCUCUAUUUUGAUAGUUUUUGCUAAACUCAUGAAAACCUUGGAAGGUUUAAUUGUAGUGUCCAUUUUGAUACCUCGGAUUACGUCCUAUCUUGACUAUGAAUAGGAUUGGUGUAUGGGCACGAGGAUUACAAUUUUUGUAUAACUAGUAUCUAUGGAAAAACUUGAAUGUGGUUGCACUUGUGAUAAACUCAAAUGAUGUAUGUAAAUGUAAUUAUGAAGUUUGCAUAAUAUUGUAUCUUUUGUCAA
Molecule: messenger RNA, 1205 nt
Organism: Capsicum annuum
Lineage: Eukaryota; Viridiplantae; Streptophyta; Magnoliopsida; Solanales; Solanaceae
Exons: 2
Coding region: 304-678 (124 amino acids)
Source: RefSeq, a predicted model, not a curated record